UCAUCACAAAUAUCUGCUGUUCCCGAAUAGUCAAUUAGUGUGAAAGACUGAUCCAAACAAUAGAAUAAUAAGAAAUGGGACAGAUGAGGUUAGAAGCAGCGGUAGUAGCCGUAGUAAUAUUGUCAAUGGUGGUGGGCAUGCCAAUGGUAAUGGGAGAAUUGAAUCUACAGAGCGUGCUGGACCAAGCACAACAGGCAGGGAUCUCUCAAGAGACCAUAGAACAGGCCGCAAAUAGUGAUGAAGCCAAAAAAGCUCUCCAGGACGGCACUGCUCAGCAAGCUCUGAACGAUGCCAAGACGCCAUGAGUGAGAGCAGUCAUGGUGGAUCGCCCUGGAGUGACUGGGUUAAGAGCAACAUUGGCCUGGGCAAAGGGAGUCCAGCACCGCCUCCGGAAGAUUCGGGAUCGCCACUCGUCGGAGAUAUUGAACUUUCGCCUUCACCUUCAGAAGCGCCGGUAGAGUCGCCUGAAACGGCGCCGGCAAGUGCGCCGGAGGGAUCAUCUCCAUCACCAUCACCAUCACCCUCGUCGUCAACACCGUCUCCAUCGCCAUCACCGACAACAUCUCUAUCUUCAUCGCGGUUAUUUUUGGCCCCAAUAAUAUCUCCAUCGCCGUCGCCGUCGGUGGAAGCACCAGAAGUGGCCCAAGAGGCCGAGGAUGGACCGGUAGGUGCACCGUCAUCGCUGGCUCCCGAAGCAGCGUGAGGUAACAACGUAGGAAACAAGUUAAAUUAAACAGCAUAUUUCUCAAUCAAAAAAGUUCUAACCUGACUCGCACAGUUAACAGGUUUUAAUGUAGGCGUAGAAUCCACCAUUUUUCACUCUCCUCACAAGUAAAAUGCAGGGUUUAGAAAGACAAUGGCUGCACAGAUGUUGUAUACCAGAUUUCAAUUAAUAUCAAUAAAUCAUACCUUUAA
This is a messenger RNA of Prosopis cineraria, 915 nucleotides long. Its product is annotated as vegetative cell wall protein gp1-like. NCBI's taxonomy places the organism in Eukaryota, Viridiplantae, Streptophyta, Magnoliopsida, Fabales, Fabaceae. The transcript has 2 exons. The coding region runs from base 302 to 703 and encodes 133 amino acids. The record is from RefSeq and is a predicted model, not a curated record.